GAGGGCGGCAGGAAGAUGGCGGCGGCCGGCGGCGGCUGCGGGCUGUGGCGGCGGCUCGGGGCCGGCGGGGGCUGGGCUGUGCGGGCAGCCAGCAGCGGCCGGCGGGCGGCGGCGGAGGCCCCCCGGGCCGAGGAGCUGGCGGAGCGGCUGCGGGCGCGAAAAAGGGAGGAGGAGAAGCGAGAGGCGCCCCAGGACGCGGCGCAGAGGCGGGUGCGGCAGCUGGCCACGCUGGGCAGGCGGCUGCAGCAGCUGCACCCCAACGUGCUGGCCAAGAUCCUCAAGGAGGGGACCUUGUUCCAGAACGAGGAGAUUGUGGUGAUCAACAAACCCUACGGCCUGCCCGUGCACGGAGGCCCUGGGGUCAAGAACUGCAUCACUGAUGUGCUGCCAAUUUUGGCCAAGAUGUUGGAGAACAUGAAAGCUGAGCCACUCCACCUCUGCCACCGGCUGGACAAAGAGACCACCGGCGUGAUGGUGCUGGCACGGAGCAAGGAGGUGGCAGACAGGAUCCGGCUCCUCUUCAAGACCCGGCAGGUGGAGAAGAUCUACUGGGCAAUUAGCCUGGGGGAGCCUGACCCUGCCGAGGGUGUGGUGGAGAUCCCCAUGGUGGAGAAGGAGGUGCAGAGCCACCAGUCACACUACAAGAUGACGCUGGCCCCCAGCUACCGCCUGCGGCCGGAGGACGGGAGGGAGGUGAGGACGCGCAGGGAGCGCGGCGCCGAGAGCGCUGUGACUCGCUACCGCUGCCUGGCCACUGCCGCCGCCUGCUCCCUGCUGGAGCUGCAGCCCAUCACGGGGGUGAAGCACCAGAUCCGGGUCCACCUGGCCUAUGGCUUGGGCUGCCCCAUCCUGGGGGAUCACAAAUAUUCCCACUGGAGCAAGCUGGCACCACAGAAGCUCCCCGAGGUCACCUUGAGGAGGCUGAGGCUGCAGCAGAGCAAGGCUCGGCACCUGCCCCUGCACCUCCACGCCCGCCGGCUCUGUCUGCCGCUGGGCCAGCAGCUCGACCUCGUCUGCAAGCCUCCCCCCUUCUUCCAGAAGACGCUGGAGAAGCUGGAGCUGGACAUCAGCAGAGACUGAGGAGGCAGGGCCUGGAGUGCUGCUGCCAUCCCUCUCCCCUCCAGCACGUGGGCCACUCGGGCUCCACCUUGCAGCCAGCAGUGGCAUGAAGUCCACCAGAGGCCUCCUGUUUCGGUACUCAUGUUGGUGGCUUCGGAGCAGGUACCUGCCUGUGCUGGCCUUGAUGUGGGGCAGGAGGGUGGCUGCAGAGCCUCUUGUCUGGACAAAUGAGGUUGGGCAGAAGCUGGCUUUGGUCCAGUCCCUGCUUUGAACUUGGUGAGCAAUAAACGGUCGCAGUGUC
Messenger RNA from Pogoniulus pusillus (Red-fronted tinkerbird), 1360 nucleotides. RefSeq names its product RNA pseudouridine synthase D4 (gene RPUSD4). NCBI's taxonomy places the organism in Eukaryota, Metazoa, Chordata, Aves, Piciformes, Lybiidae. The transcript is spliced from 7 exons. The coding region runs from base 16 to 1080 and encodes 354 amino acids. The record is from RefSeq and is a predicted model, not a curated record. Gene Ontology annotation, biological process: enzyme-directed rRNA pseudouridine synthesis. Gene Ontology annotation, molecular function: RNA binding; pseudouridine synthase activity.